AUGAACGACGAUAAUAGUGACUAUUCAUAAGAGCCAGAAGACUUUGGAGAUGAACUUAUUGAGGAUGAUUUUGAUGAUGUAGAAUUUAAUGAGGAAGAAGAUAUUGCCUUGCUUUAAGCUAACGAAGAUUAAGACUUAUCAAAUAAAAAAUAUUGUAGACCUCCAAUUGAUACUACAAAAAUCAAUGAAUAAAAUGACUUUUAUUUUAUGCAAUUGGACGCAGAUUAUUAUUUGGUCAGUAAUAAUAAGAAAGAUGGAGAUCAAGGAGAUGAUAAAUAAAAGUAAGCUUAAGAAAGUAAUAAAAAAGAAGAUGAAAAUUCAGAAAGAGAGCCCAUUAUUAGAAUGUAUGGUGUUACAAAAGACUAGCAUUCGGUAUUAGUAAGCAUUCGUGGUGUAGUUCCUUAUUUAUUUGUGAGGUUACCUCCUUAAAUAUAACCUAACGCCUAAACUUUAAAAUCUAUUAUGGAUGACCUUAAUAAACAAGGUAAAUUCUAGAGAAAUGUAAAAACUACUAAUUUUAUAAGGAAGAUAGAAGUAGUUAAGGGUGAAUCAAUAAAAUAUUACAAAGGAAAAGAUUAUGCUCAAGACACAUAUUUAAAGAUAUACACAUUUAUACCACCUUUCAUUCCUGCUUUAAGAGGCAUGAUUGAAAAAGGUUAUACAAUAGAUGGUAUAAGAUUCCCAGCUGUAACUUUUGAAUCGAAUAUACCAUUUGCAUUGCGUUAUAUGAUUGAUGCAGAUAUCGUUGGUAUGGGUUGGAUCAAAUUAGAUAAAGAAAAAUUUAAAAUUCGUAGUCUUGAUAAACAUAAAUCUAGAUGCUAAAUAGAAAUUGAUGUUGAUUGUUAAAAUGUACACGGUAUGGAUGCUUAAGACCCAUAAUGGGCUGAUAUUGCACCCUUAAGAAUAUUCAGUUUUGAUAUUGAAUGCCUUGCUAAAUCAGGAGGUUUCCCAAAUGCUUCAAAGGAUGAUCCUAUCAUCUAAAUAGCAACUGUGCUUAAAAUACAUGAUUAGCAGGAAGAUAUAGUAAGAACUGUAUUUACGAUGGAUACUUGUUCCAAUAUUCCUGGUUGUAUAGUCAAAUCUUUUAAAACAGAAACAGAAUUAUUAUUAGAAUGGGAAAAGUUUUUGCAGAAUGUAGAUCCUGAUAUCUUUCUUGGAUAUAACAUUACAAAUUUCGAUUUUCCUUACAUUCUUGAGAGAGGAAAGCAACUUAAAAUUAAUAAUGGAAAGUAUGGUUUCAUGGGCAGAAUUAAAAAUACUAUAACAAGAAUUAAAGAUGGCAAAUACUUAUCAAAGGCCAUGGGUAUGAGAGAUACUAAAGAAAUGAACUUUGAAGGAAGAAUUCAAUUAGAUAUGAUGAUGCAUAUGCAUAGAGAAACAAAGUUAAGUAGUUAUAGUCUUAAUAGUGUUUCUUACCAUUUCUUGAAUGAGUAAAAAGAAGAUGUCCAUCAUACAUAAAUAUCAGGUUUAUAAAAAGGUGAUGCUGAAACUCGUAAAAGAUUAGCUGUUUACUGCUUAAAAGAUGCUCAAUUACCCUUAAAGCUAAUGCAAAAACUUAUGUGUAUUUACAAUUAUACAGAAAUGGCUCGUGUCACAGGUGUUCCAAUCAACUUUUUAUUCACAAGAGGUUAAUAAAUUAAGGUUGCUAGUCAACUCUAUAGGAGAACUAAACUUUUGAACUUAUAUAUUCCUACUGAACGCUCUUAAGGUUAAGGAGAUAAAUUUGAAGGUGCUUUCGUUCUCUAACCUAAAAAGGGAUUUUAUGAUAAGCCUAUAGCAACUUUAGAUUUUGCUUCUUUGUAUCCUUCAAUUAUGAUGGCCCACAACCUUUGUUAUUCUACUCUUAUUAGCAAAAAUGUGGCUAUGAGUAUGAACAAAGAUGACUACACUUUAACUCCUCAUGGAGAUUACUUUGCUAAACCACAUGUAAGAUAGGGCAUUCUACCUGAUAUCUUAAAGGAUCUUUUAGCAGCAAGAAAAAAAGCCAAAAAUGAACUUGCUAAAGAAACAGAUCCUCUUAGAAAGGCCGUCUUAGAUGGUAGAUAGUUAGCUCUUAAAAUAUCUGCAAACUCUGUCUACGGUUUCACUGGUGCUCAAGUAGGUUAACUACCUUGUCUCGAAAUUUCAUCUUCAGUUACAUCUUUUGGUCGUUAGAUGAUUGAAGCAACAAGAGAUUUUGUUCUCAAUCACUAUAACAAAGCAAAUGGAUACAACUAUGAUUCUGAUGUAAUAUAUGGUGAUACUGAUUCAGUCAUGGUUAAAUUUGGUUGUGAUUCUAUUGAAGAAGCUAUGAAGUAUGGUAAAGAAGCAGCUGAAAUGAUUAGCAAAAAACUCUUUAUUAAUCCUAUUAAACUUGAAUUCGAAAAGGUCUAUUAUCCUUAUCUCUUGAUUUCAAAAAAGCGUUAUGCUGGAUGUUUUUACACAAAGCCAGAUAAAUAUGAUAAAAUCGAUACUAAGGGUAUGGAAAAUGUAAGAAGAGAUAAUUGCUAAUUUAUUAGAGAAAUGAUGAAUACUUGCUUGAGGUAUAUUCUUGUCGAACACAAAUAAGACGGUGUUCAGAGAUCAAUUUAAUUCAUAAAAGGUUGCAUAUCAGAUUUGUAUCAAAAUAAAGUUGAUAUUUCUAAACUGGUGAUUACUAAAUCUUUAACGAAAAAAUCAGCAGACGAUGAUGAAGGCGAAGAAGAUGGUAAAAAAGGUAGUAGUCAUAAUAAUAAGGCAAAAGAACCCUCUGCUAAUUAGUACAAAGGUAAAUAAGCACAUGUUGAAUUGGCUAAAAAAAUGGCUAAAAGAGAUCCAGGAAGUGCUCCUUGUAUUGGAGAUAGAAUUCCUUAUGUUAUAGUAGCAGGAGCAAAAUCAGCUAAAAAUUAUGAAAAAGUAGAAGAUCCAAUUUAUGUGUUAGAAAACGAUAUCCCUUUAGAUUACGAUUAUUACAUUGAAAAGCAAAUUAAAAAUCCUAUUACUCGUAUUUAUUCCCACAUCAUAGAUAAUGUUGAUUCGUUAUUCUAUGGAGAGCAUACUAAAAAUAGAUAUCAACCUAAAGUUAAUAGUGGACAUGGUUUAGGAAAAUUCAUUGUAAAAAAAGAAAGUUGCUUACAAUGUAAAUGCUAAGUAAAUGGUAAAUAGCCUGUUUGUGAUAAUUGUCUUGAAAAAAAUCCUCAGAGAUUGAUUGAUAUAUACACUGAAAAAAUUAUUUAGCAUCAAUCUAUCGAGUAUUAAUAUAACUAACUUUGGACUUAGUGCCAAAGAUGCCAAGGAAGUUUGCACGAAUAAGUAAUUUGCUCAAAUAGAGACUGCCCUAUUUAUUACAAGAGAACUAAAUUAUAAACUGAUUUAUCUAGAUCAUAAUAAUUAUUAUCACGUUUUGAUGAAUGGUGA
Messenger RNA from Tetrahymena thermophila SB210, 3375 nucleotides. Its product is annotated as DNA polymerase type-B family protein. Gene Ontology annotation, molecular function: nucleotide binding; 3'-5'-DNA exonuclease activity; DNA binding. Lineage: Eukaryota; Ciliophora; Oligohymenophorea; Hymenostomatida; Tetrahymenidae. The record is from RefSeq and is a predicted model, not a curated record. The transcript has 9 exons. Gene Ontology annotation, cellular component: delta DNA polymerase complex. Gene Ontology annotation, biological process: nucleotide-excision repair, DNA gap filling; DNA-templated DNA replication; base-excision repair, gap-filling.